Molecule: messenger RNA, 831 nt
Organism: Ixodes scapularis (black-legged tick)
Lineage: Eukaryota; Metazoa; Arthropoda; Arachnida; Ixodida; Ixodidae
Exons: 5
Coding region: 1-729 (242 amino acids)
Source: RefSeq, a predicted model, not a curated record
AUGGACGGAAAGAGGUUGCUCGUCGCCGCGUUCCUGGCUUCGCUACUGGGUACCUGCUGCGGUCACCUGAAGAACAUCAGCGGCUGCAGUCUGGACGUGCUCCAUGGCUGCGGCUCCGACUACGUACCUUUCGGCACAGUCACCCGCGUCCCCGAGACCAGAGAAGAACUGAAGGAAGAGUGCAAGACAUACCUGAGCCAGAUUGCGUGCACCGAGAAAUUUUCCGAGGACUGCCUCGAGAGUCUGCCCCGGGUCGUGUCGCUGCUGGCAACCAGGGCGGCGCAGGAGGACUACGAGGCAACCUGCACGGAGGACACCGACCUGGAGAAACAGUACCUGAACAGCGUGGAGUGCAUGAACGGAGCCGGCCUGAAGCUGAACGCUUGCAUGAAGAAAGUCUUCGAGAAUUUUCAGAAGGCGGCUCAGUUUGCGCCCAAAAAGGAGAAGAUUCACUACGGCUGCUGCUACUACAACGAGCUGUUAGACUGCAUCGAAGACUCCGUGGGGAGCUGCGAAGACUCCGAGGCCUUGGAGUUCCUUACCAACACCAUGGAGCACAUCUUCGGACAAGUGCUCAGCCUGGUGUGCGGCACCUUCUCCCGGGGAUCGCAGGACUGCAAGUCGCUACCCGCCCUUGCAGAUUUGCCGCCGGGCACGACCAAGAUAGGGAAUUUCGUCGAGCCCAUCAUCGUCAUUUCUAACUCGCUCAGAAGUGGCGAUAGAAAGUGAAGGCGCUGCUGCCGUGCAAGUCAUCUGCUACGCGGUGCAUCAGGGAGACCGGGAAAGGAACAAAACACGCAGGGUCAAGAAUGAAGUGUAGUGUUUUUUUCU